GUGUCAUAGAAAUAGAAUAAUUCAAUAAUUCAUUAAUUAGGUCUAAUGUAAUUGUAUGCAGUAAAACUGGUCUCUCUUUUGAAACUAUUAUUAUUGCUGUCGUUGUUAAAAUAGCCUGGACUGAUCAUUUAGAUGAUGAUGAUAUUAUCAACAUUACCUAAAAAGAAACCUUUGCCAGACUAUAUGUUAGUCUGAAACUUAAUUAUGGAUCGACAUGGCAGAAAGAAUAAUUUAUUAUGAAUUAUUAGCGUCCAUGAAGUCCGUUUUUGUCACUCGUGAACAGGUUGUGAUUUAUUUGUAUUAGUAUUGGCUGGACUGGUUUUUGUAUACAAUUAAAUAGAGGCUAUUUCUGGUCUCACGGCCACUUUUAGACCUCUAUUGGCUACGGUUUUACAACAAACAAAUGGAAUAGCAGUAUGCCGAUUUUGAGUAACAAGACCGUCCUAAUCAAUAUUCAGCAGGCAGAUGCUCAUUAAUCCUGACGGCCCCUCUCUGCAUAGAGGAUCAACUCAAGUGGCGCGCAGAUGCAUCCCAUUGGUGCACCACAGGACCAGGACGCGGCAUGCACACACACACACACGCACCGUCCCUGUCUGACACCAGCAGAGGAGCAUCUGUGUUUCAUUGCAUGCCUUUUAUGAAAGGAAAAUAACCUGCACCGACACGUUCAGGAUGGUUUCUAAACAUGGAUAUUGCUGCAUUGCUGUUAAUCAAGAUUAAUUCACCUUCUUGGUUUCUACUGGGUUUAGUAGUGAUCGCAUGGAUAAAAAGUGUGUCUCCACUGCAAACCAGUCCUGUGUGCCGGUCAAAGCCAUGCCAAAAUGGGGGCUCGUGCCAGGAGGCUCCCUCAGAAUACCUAUGUCAGUGCCCAUCUACUGUGCCCACUCCCCCGAGCCUGAGAUGCCAGGAAGAGCACAAGCCAUGCCUACCUUGGACCUGCCAGGGUAACACCACAUGCCAGCCCAAGUCUGUGGUCUCCCAGGGGCUGUCUUGUCGCUGUGAGGCGGGCACUGCUGGGCACUCGUGCCAGUCCAGGGUCCAGCUCUGUGCCCAGGUAUACUGUGGUGAGGAGGAGGAGGGUACCCAGUGUCGUCUAUUGUCUAGCCCCAGUGCACAGCAGGGUUACAGCUGUGUGUGUCAGCCGGGCUUCACAGGGCCUCAGUGUGAGACCCACAUGGAUCAGUGCACCCCGAACCCCUGCCGCAACCGGGCUAUCUGUCGGAGCCGCGGGGACGGGCCCACUUGCUUCUGCGUGCCAGGCUUCCAGGGGGCGCUGUGUGAGAUUGAGGUGAACGAAUGCAUCUCCCAGCCCUGCCAGAAUGGAGCCACCUGCAUGAACAAGAUUGGCAGGUACCUGUGUCUGUGCAGGCCUGGCUUCACAGGUGCCAGCUGUGAGCUCCAAAUUGAUGAGUGUCAGUCAGAGCCCUGCCUCAAUGGGGGACGUUGCCAUGACUAUGUUGAUGGCUUCUCCUGCAUGUGCACGGCUGGUUUUCAGGGUGACCGGUGCGAAGUGGAUGUUGACGAAUGUAGAGACCAACCAUGCCAACAUGGGGCGCGGUGCAUUGAUGACAUAAAUAGUUUCAGCUGCGACUGCUCUCAGACUGGAUUCACGGGCCCCCUUUGUGAAGUUCCAGUACCACCAUGCUUGUCUGGUCCAUGCCUCAAUGGUGCAGUAUGUGAGGAGAAUGGCAGGGACUACACCUGCAAAUGCUGGCCAGGUUUUGAAGGGCCGCGCUGUGAAGUGAAUGUGAGUGUGUGUGACAGUAACCCAUGCCUGAACGGUGGCCACUGCCUUGAGGUGUUCUGGGAGGCCCUCUACAGCACAGAGCCAGACUUCCCUGAGACUGACAACCCUCCCCACACUGCAGGAUACGUAUGCAGAUGCCCACCUGGACUUCAAGGUGUCCUUUGUCAGGAGGAUGUGAAUGAGUGCGUUGACUCACCUUGUAAGAACGGCGGUGUCUGUGAGAACACCCUGGGCGGCUACACCUGCGCGUGCCCGCAUCAGGCCCCGGAUGGGCUCCACUACGGCGGGAAGAACUGCACAGUGGCACUGGUGGGCUGUGAGGGGCACGAGUGCCAGAACAACGCCACCUGCCUGCCCUUCCUGAGCGAGGGCCGCCACGGCUAUGACUGCCUUUGCCUGGACGGCUUCACGGGCUCGCGCUGCCAGACCUCCACCACCUUCUCCUUUGAGCGCCGCGGCCACCUUCUCCUCCAGACGCCGCUGCUGGACGCCGAGGCGGCCUCCAACAUCACGCUGAGCUUCCGCACCGUGCUGCCUGACGCGGUGCUCUUCCAGCGGGGCAGUGGUGGGCCCCUGCUCAGCCUGGAGGUCCGGGGUGGCCGCCUGCACCUCAGCCUUCACGGGGCCUCCCAGCAGGGGCAGCAAAAUGUGCAGCUCGGAGCCCUGGAGCUGCCACAGAACGUGACAGACGGCCAGUGGCACAGCGUGCAGGCGCUGCUAGGCGAGGGACUCCUGGUGCUGACCCUGCUGGACACGGGCUGUGAGAGUGGGGGCCCCAUGUGCGAGGGCAUGACCCAGGUGGACAGUGGGCCCCUGGGGUCCGCCCUUCAGCACACGCUCAUUGGUGCUGCGUUUGAGGGCUGGCUGGCUGGCCAGAGCUUCAUCGGCUGCCUGGGGGACCUGUUUGUGGACUCGCAGCUGAUGGUACCCGAGGAAUGGCUGAGCAGUUCGGCGGUCAACAUCACGCCAGGCUGCAGCCACCGCAACCGCUGCCAGGAUGGGCCUUGUGAGAACCGGGGGCAGUGUGUGAACCUGUGGCAGGCCUACCAGUGCCGCUGCCAGAGGCCGUACGAGGGGCAAAACUGCUCUGAAGAGUACCUCACUGCCCGCUUUGGGCACGAGGAUGCACAGAGCUAUGCCGUCUUCUCUCUGGAGCAGGACCCCACGGAGCCGGACUCGCUGUCCGUGUCGCUGUUCGUGCGGACGCGGCGUCCCUCGGGCCUCCUGCUGGUCUUGUCCAACGGGACAGGCCAGUACCUCCGUGUGUGGCUCGAGCAGGGCCUGGUCCACGCGCAGACGCACCAGCUGGAGGAGGUGCAGGGGACGAGCGCGCUGGACGACGGCACAGUCCACCUGCUGAGCGUCAGCGUGGAGGGGGGGCAGCUGCGCCUCGCCCAGUCGGGGCGGGCCGAGGGGGCGGUCGCCAUGGAGACGCGCCCCGUGAGGGUACAGGCGGGGGAUGUGGUGCACGUGGGCGGGCUGGAGGAGCCACGGGGCACGGCCACGUUCGGGGGCUACUUCAAGGGGUGUGUGCAGGAUCUGAGGCUGGGGGGGCUGCCUCUGCAGUUCUUCGCGCUGGAGUUGGAUGAUCCGGUCAGCUCGCUGACCCCCCAGAAGAUGAGUCAUGUCAUCCAGGGUUGUGCUGGAGACGACACCUGUGCUAAAACCCCCUGUCUGAAUGGGGGGAUGUGCUACUCUGUGUGGGAUGACUUCUCGUGCACAUGUCCGCCCAACACGGCAGGGCAGCGGUGUGAGGAGGUGAAGUGGUGUGAGCUGUCGCCCUGCCCUCCAGACGCCGUCUGCCGCACCCUCACUCACGGCUAUGAGUGUAUGGCCAACAUGACUUUCCAGGGUAACUCAGCCAUAUUGUACAGAGGCAGUGGGAGGAUUGAGAGCAGUCUGACCAGCAUCGCCUUCAGCUUGCGGACUCGUCAGGGAGACGCCGCCAUCCUGCACGCUGAGCGAGGCCCGGAGUUUGUCACCGUGUGGCUGCAGGACGGGCUUCUGGUGCUGCAGCUGCUGAGCGGCAACGCCUCCUCCUCUUCAUCCUCAUCAUCACCUUCAUUAUCAUCUUUAUCAUCUUCGUCCUCGUCCUCCGUGGCAUCUGGAACCCUUUCCCUGCGCAGCUCCAUCCCGGUGAACGACGGCACCUGGCACAGCGUGGAGUUCUUCAUGGUGGCACCGUGGGCCGACACCUCGCCCUGGACGUUGCUUCUAGACAACCGCGAGGAGCUGUCCUCCACGUCUGACGCCAAGGUGGGCAACCUGGACUUCCUGCGUGACGGCGUGGACGUGCAGCUGGGUGGUCUGGGUCCCGAGGGUGGGGGCUUGAGCCUGGCGGGUUGCCUGAGCACGGUGGAGGUGGGCAGCGUGGCGCUGCCCUUCUACGGGGCCGACGAGGUGACGCUGCCGCGCUUGCAGCACGAACGCUUCGACCUGGUGGGUCUGACGGGGGCGGUGCCCAUGUCUGGCUGCUGGGGUGAGCCCAUGUGCCAGCCCGAGCCGUGCCUGAACGGCGGGAGCUGUCACGACCUAUUUAACGCGUACGGUUGCAACUGCCCCCCCGGCUGGGCCGGCCGCCGCUGUGAGCUCAACGAGGACACCUGCGCCUCGGCGCCCUGCAUCCACGGCAACUGCACCGUCAAGGGGCUGGAGUACAAGUGCACGUGCCAGGUGGGCUACACAGGCACCAACUGCGAGACAGAGAUGGAUGUGUGCGAGGGGAGUGCCUGUGCAAACGGCGCCACCUGCCUGCACGGCAUCAACAAGUACGCCUGCCUGUGUCCCGAGAACUACACGGGGCCCUACUGCGAAGACAAGAUUGCGGAGGUUCCAUGGUACAUAGUCGUCAGGAAAAUACGACCCAAGCUCCCGGUGUCCAUCUGUGGGGAUGAGCUGCGGAACUACACGUGCUUCAACGGGGGCAACUGCUCCGAGCAGGACCUGAGCUGCGACUGCCGGUCAGGAUUCAUCGGACACCGGUGCGAGCAGGAGCUGGACGAGUGCAAGUCCAAUCCGUGCCUGAAUGGCGGCUACUGCCGGAACAUGCUGAACAAGUUCCAGUGCGUGUGCGAGAUGAGCUACGGUGGCGAGCGCUGCCAGAUCGACUUGAGUGAGGAAAGCCUGACUUCUGACCUGCUGCUGUCAGCCAGCCUGGUUGCCGUGGCGCUGCUGGUGGCUCUCUCGGCCUCAGUCACGGCGUUGGUGGUGGCGCUGAGCCGACGGGCAACACGGGGCACUUACAGCCCCAGCCGGCAAGAGAAGGAGGGCCCUCGCGUGGAGCUGUGGAGCAUCGUCCAGCCACCGCCCGCAGAGAGGCUCAUCUGACCAGGACACGCAACAGGGGACUGCGGUCAACAGCCACUUCUGCAGGCCCAGGGUCAGCCAUGGUGGAACAGGGAUUUAGUUGAAGUGAAUGGGUAGGAUUGAAGUGGAUUCGAGUUGAAAUUUCAUUUCAAACGAUCAGUCUAAAAGACACUCAAUACCUUCAAAGUCCCUGAAUGCCAUUUUGGUGUCUUCUGAAUCAUUAUGAAACAUCUCCCCAGUUCUGAGUGCACUGAAGUAAUUGAUUGAAAUGAUUAGAUUGAAGUGAAGGGUUCCAAAUCCUUCUGAAAUCAAGUGAGGGUGGUAUACCCACACUCAGACAAGCAUAAAUGUGUUUGACAGACCUCUCAGUGAAGCUUAUCUAUGGCUGUCUCUACACUAUUUAGGGAUUCUCACACAGGCCAACUUUUGGCUGAUCAGUUCAGACCACAAGGUUUAAGUACUGAACCAGCAUCCAAGGCAGCUGUAGUGACAGAUGAAAAGUAGAUGAUCACUGACAAUAAGGUGGAUUUGUAGAUUUUUUUGUAGUGUUUCAGUGUUUUAGUAAAUAGUUGUUGUUGGUGCAUCUUUGUCUGUAUAUAAUGAACUGUUGUGAAACUCCCUUUUGGGUAAUGUACUGUGAAAUACUUCUACUAUCUUUCAACCUGCCUUAUCAAUCAAGAAAUAACAAUAUCACACCAACACAGGACACUAUGACCUAAAAUGACUCUCAUUGUCUCAGUUCAGGAGACACAAAAGGGACCAACAAUUUUCAUCGGAGUGCAAUUGUUUUGCUAAAUUUGUAUCUGAUAUUUGCUCUCUUGCCUUAAGCCAACUUGCAUAAUGCCCCCUUCCCAAAUAAAGGCAAACGCAACUUUACAGGCUUACAAUUCUUAAAGUUAUAAUCUAACCUUGGUAUUUAAGUAAUUCAUGCCUAUAUAAAUUCAGCUGUUGUGGUUUAGUUACAUGGUGUUGUAGGUGGCCUAGCCACAUUUCCCCCCGCCUGUAUGUAUGUUUGCCUGGCUUUAGCUCAAAAUCAGCUAACCUUUUUCUCCUUUGCCAGUCCUGUUGUUGUUCAUUCAUGAGCCCAAAAAUGUAAAAUGGUAAUGAUUCAUUGCAGGUCUCCUAGUUCUUAAGACUGGAUUACUUCAUCAUGAGUG
Molecule: messenger RNA, 6210 nt
Organism: Clupea harengus (Atlantic herring)
Lineage: Eukaryota; Metazoa; Chordata; Actinopteri; Clupeiformes; Clupeidae
Gene: crb1
Product: crumbs cell polarity complex component 1
Molecular function (GO): calcium ion binding
Source: RefSeq, a predicted model, not a curated record